Zea mays is the source of this 688-nucleotide messenger RNA. Its product is annotated as tsi1-interacting protein TSIP1. The record is from RefSeq and is marked validated. Lineage: Eukaryota; Viridiplantae; Streptophyta; Magnoliopsida; Poales; Poaceae.
ACCCGAAGCGAAGCGCCGGAGGAGUCCCUCCGUGCGAUGCAGACGCCGGCGGCGACCAUCUGCGGGGCCCACGGGGCAGCCUUCACCCCAUGCCCCCGUCGCCCCACCCCUCCUGGAAGCCUCCGGAAGCCUUUCACUGGCUCUUCUCGGCGGACUCCAAGGCGCCGGCUCCUCGCUCCCAUGGCCUCCACCGUCGACUCACCCGGGAGCUCAUCCGACUUCACCAAGCGUAUAGAGCGCGCCUGGCUAAUCUCCCAGCAACCAAGACCAGUUUCUUGCUCUUCCUGUCAAUCUGCUGGCCACGUUGAGUGCAAGUGGUGUGCAGGAACAGGCUUCUUUAUCCUUGGUGACAACAUAUUGUGUGAAGUACCCUCAAGAAAUUCAAAAUGUGUGAUAUGCUCUGGAAAGGGCUUCACAAGUUGUGCUGAUUGCCAAGGGACAGGUUUUCGUGCCAAGUGGCUGGAAGAACCUCCUAUUGACAAAUGAGGAAGUCAAUCAUACUGUAAAAUUUACCAUUUCACAGUAAACUAGCUACUUUUAUGCUUUUCUGUCCAUAUCCUUCAAUGUAACUCUGAUAAUAUUAUUUUCCUUUUCCUGUAAUUGCAUCAAUUCCAUAUUAUGACAUGUUCUUAAUUAUUCAACAUACAUUUUCUGUAAGAACAUGAGUAUCAAGAGGUAUUUUUUGCUC